Phialemonium atrogriseum is the source of this 1063-nucleotide messenger RNA. RefSeq names its product kinase-like domain-containing protein. The transcript has a single exon. NCBI's taxonomy places the organism in Eukaryota, Fungi, Ascomycota, Sordariomycetes, Cephalothecales, Cephalothecaceae. The coding region runs from base 29 to 823 and encodes 264 amino acids. The record is from RefSeq and is a predicted model, not a curated record.
GCGGCUAGGAAUUUAUAUUGAUUGGGUGAUGUCCGCGCAGGCCAUGCCUAAACAGCACCUUUCUACUUAUUUAUCUCUUUGCUCCUGUCUUUCUAAUGAGAAUGAAAACGACAACUGCUAUGUACAGCUCUUGAAUCUCCUAACUGAACAAAUGGCGCCGCACAGUUUUGAGCGAGUUGUGUACGAGACCCCCAAGACGGUUCGGAAACGGGGCGUUGCCUUCCGGCUUCGCAGAGAGGUCGAAGCCAUGAACUAUGUACAAGGUCAUACCAGCAUCCCCGUCCCGGCUGUCCUUGAGGUACACCUUGGCACAGACGGGGAUGAAGACGAAGGCUCAAUCCUCAUGAAACGACUCCCCGGACGCCAACUUGGCGAAGCUUGGCCAGACAUGAGCGAAAAUGCCCGAGCUCAAACGAUCUGCCAGCUCAGGUCAUAUUUGGACGAGUUGCGCCGUCUCCGCCCGUCAAAACCUGCAUGGAUUGGAUCUUGCUCCAAGGGGCCGUCAUACGACCACAGAAUCAACAAUAUGUCUACGGUUGGCCCUUUCGCGUCCGUCAUCGAAUUCAACGACUUCCUCGUUGCUCCGGUCAAGAAUUGCCCACGGCCAGAGUGGGUAGCUAAAUAUCGCAAGCUGCUUCCCGACAGCCACAGCAUAGUAUUUGCACACGCCGACCUCUCGUGGGAGAAUAUUCUCGUCGACCCUGAGACGGGCAAUGUCACGUGGAUACUUGACUGGGAGAUGGCGGGGUUUUGGCCCGAGUGGUGGCAGGACAGGAAGGCAUUGUUCGCGGGCGGAGCCGCGACUGGUGGUGGAACAUUUUGAAGGAAAUCAUGCAGGAGUAUCCAAGCGAGACGGACACUGAUAUGGACUUGGAGAUGUUCUAAACAGUAAACACAGUCAUCUGGUGGAGGACGCCUGGUCGUAGGAAGGGAAGUCGCUGCGGGGCACUUCCACGUGACGAAAGCCGGAGUAAUCGGAGAUCGGCAUCCGUGACGGCAACACGGGUAGGUAGGUGGGGCGGGCGGAGACAGGAGGUUGGAACGGAAAGUAAAGGAGUUGAUC